CGCGCACAAGGACCCUCUGCUCUUCAUACUCAUUCGACUCAUCUUUACACUGAGAAACAACAACACAGUGCAGGUAUCGACAGAUUGGGUUCGCUGCCAUGGAGGGUAAUCAAAGUGGCUUGGCUGGAAGCACACAGCCGUCUGUGUCAGGAGAACAGACAGAUGGACACAUUUAUGAGGUUGCAGUACAGAACAACUCCACCAACCGCAGCUCCCAGUUUGCAGAUGUGGCUCUGCUGCAGACGUUCAAGCCUCUCAUCAUCCCCUGUUACUUGCUUGUCGUGGCAGUUGGCGUCUUUGGGAAUUACCUACUACUCUAUGUAAUCUGUCGAACCCGCAAGAUGCACAACGUCACCAACUUCUUCAUCGGAAACCUGGCCUUCUCUGACAUGCUCAUGUGUGUGACAUGCGUCCCCUUUACUCUCGCCUAUGCCUUCAAUCCACGUGGUUGGGUAUUUGGCCGGUCUAUGUGCUAUCUGGUGUUCCUCAUCCAACCGGUCACAGUCUAUGUUUCAGUCUUUACACUCACUGCUAUUGCUGUGGACAGAUAUUAUGCCACAGUUCAUCCCCUGAAGAAGCGCACCUCUGUGGCUACAUGUGCCUCCGUCCUCACUGGCAUCUGGCUGCUGUCCUGUGGACUGGUAGCUCCAGCUGUCACUCACACCUACUAUGUAGAGUUCAAAGAUGAAGGCUUCACCAUCUGUGAGGAAUUCUGGUUGGGUCAAGAGAAGGAAAGACGUGCUUAUGCGUACAGCACCCUGUUGGUCACUUAUGUCCUGCCAUUGUCAGCUGUCUUUGUGUCUUACCUCUGUAUCACUGUCAAACUGAGGAAAUGUGUUGCACCAGGGCACAGGUCACAAGUCCAGGCAGGUGCUCAGCAAGCUCGUAAGAGGAAGAUCUUUCGUCUGGUUGCACUCUUGGUGUCUGCCUUUGCAUUGUGUUGGCUUCCUAUUCAUGUAUUCAAUGUACUGCGAGACAUAGACAUUCACCUCAUUAACAAGCGUUAUUUUUUACUCAUCCAGCUGCUGUGUCACCUGUGUGCAAUGAGCUCAUCUUGUUGUAACCCCUUCCUCUAUGCGUGGCUACAUGACCGCUUCCGCGCCGAGUUAAGGAAAAUGUUCAAGUGCCGUCAUCGCAUUGGAGUGCCUGCCAAUCACUGUGCUGCCAGCGUGGUCUUGUAAUUACGCGGCGAAGGGAAUCCUUUGUUGUUAUUUCUUUGUACGUUGCUGAUUCAUCUUGAGUACAGAUUGAAACUUUGUUGUGUCACCAAAUCAAUGGAGUUCAUCCUGUGGCCAUUAUCAUGGUGAGCCAGCCAUAAGUUAGGCUGUGUACAAAGAUGAUGGAUUCUUGAGACAUUAGCAUAGAUGUGUUCAGUCAAUUUCAUGGCAAUCUCACUCUUUGAUAUGUCAGUGUAAAAAUGUGAUAAUUUGAUCAGAGUGUGUAACUAGGGGAAAAGUCCAUUUUGAAGAAAGUGACUGUGCCCAGUAAAUUUCAAGGCAAUUUGCUGUUUGUCAUCAGUAUAUAUGUCAGAAGACUCUAAGAUGCUUUGUCAUAGCCCGUAGUAUUGGUGGCAGGAAACUUUCAUGAGUUAAAUGAAAAGUCAUUGAAAUGACAGUCGGGUAGCACACAUUAUGUCUUUGGAAUAAAACACAAAUAUCUAUACCAAACCCCAAAGAAAUCAGGAGGUGGUUGUAUCAGAUGGACAAACUUAAUGACUGACCAACACUGCUACUGGAACAAAGACAUUUUGUAACUAAAAACUUUUUGUAACUAGUUCACAGUUGAUAAAAUAUGCCAGUAAAAACUGAAACAGGUAUGAGAAAGGACUGUGAAGAUGUAAAUGCUUGUGUAU
Molecule: messenger RNA, 1852 nt
Organism: Larimichthys crocea (large yellow croaker)
Lineage: Eukaryota; Metazoa; Chordata; Actinopteri; Sciaenidae
Product: prolactin-releasing peptide receptor
Exons: 3
Coding region: 99-1181 (360 amino acids)
Biological process (GO): G protein-coupled receptor signaling pathway
Cellular component (GO): plasma membrane; neuron projection
Molecular function (GO): neuropeptide Y receptor activity; neuropeptide binding
Source: RefSeq, a predicted model, not a curated record